CCCCGUGCUUACUUCAUAAUCUCUUCUUCGUGUGAAACCCUUACCUGCUUCCUCAUCUCAGCCGACCCCUUCCCCUGUUUUCUAGCGGUCCUACAGCAGCAAGCGGCGGCGACACGAGGGAGCGGCGGCGCCUGAUCUGCAAAGGUGAAGGGCUGACGCGGUGAAACCUAGAUCUGCGACCCUUCUCCGGCGAGUCUCCGACUCUCCAGCGGCGACGACCCGAAGGUAGCGAGCAGUCCAACGUGAGCUCCCUCAGAUCUGCGAUUGGCGGCGUCGGCUUUAAAAUGAUGUUAUCCUAGAUUGCUUCUUUCUUUGUGCAUCUUACCGCUUUCAUAGAUGAGCCUUGUGACUAAUUCUCCAGCUCACUCAUCGAGUAGUGACGAUUUUGCUGCAUUUCUUGAUGUAGCUCUAGAUUCUCAUUCCUCCGACUCAUCGCCGGAGGAAAAGGCUGAGGGCGAUAAUAAUGUUGAAAGUGAGAGGAUGAAACGUCGAAAGGUGGAGGAGCUGGAAGGCUCAGAGGAACCUCAGGAGGACAUUUCGUAUGGAGUUGAAGAACAAAGUUCAGAAGUAUUAUCAAAGCAGCAACUAUGCAGUCAUCCUGGUUCAUUUGGAAAUAUGUGUAUCAUGUGUGGGCAGAGAUUGGAUGAGGAAUCUGGUGUAACAUUUGGGUACAUACAUAAGGGACUCAGACUUAAUAAUGAUGAAAUUAACCGGCUACGCAACAUAGACAUGAAGAAUUUGUUGCAGCAUAAAAAGCUUAUCCUGGUUCUUGAUCUAGAUCACACACUGUUAAAUUCUACUCAGCUUGGGCAUAUUACACCUGAAGAGGAGUAUUUAAGGAGUCAAACAGAUUCUUUAGAAGAUGUCACGAAAGGCAGCCUUUUCCUAUUGAACUCCGUACACACAAUGACGAAGUUGAGGCCAUUUGUCCAUACGUUUUUGAAAGAAGCUAGUCAAUUAUUUGAAAUGUAUAUAUACACCAUGGGGGAGCGGGCAUAUGCAUUUGAAAUGGCAAAGUUGCUGGACCCCAAGAGGGAGUAUUUUAGUGCUAAAGUUAUUUCUCGGGAUGAUGGCACUCAAAAGCAUAAAAAAGGUCUUGAUGUAGUGCUGGGUCAGGAAAGUGCUGUUCUGAUCCUUGAUGAUACUGAAAAUGCAUGGACAAAGCAUAAGGAGAAUUUGAUAUUGAUGGAGAGGUAUCAUUUUUUUGCUUCAAGUUGUCGCCAAUUUGGCUACAACUGUAAAUCUCUAUCUGAGUUGAAGAGUGACGAGAGUGAAACUGAUGGUGCACUGGCGACCAUCCUUAAAGUACUCAAGCAAGUCCACACUAUAUUCUUUAAUGAACUCUUGGAUGAUUUGGUUGACAGAGAUGUGAGGCAGGUAUUGAAGACAGUUCGGAGCAAAGUUCUUGAGGGAUGCAAGGUUGUCUUCACCCGAGUCUUUCCUACCAAAUUCCCGGCUGACAACCAUCAUCUCUGGAAGAUGGUAGAGCAGUUAGGAGGUAGUUGCUCAACCGAUCUCGAUUCAUCUGUGACACAUGUGGUCUCAACGGAUGCUGGAACAGAGAAGUCGCGUUGGGCAGUGAAAGAGCAGAAGUUUCUGGUCCAUCCACGGUGGAUUGAAGCAUCGAACUACUUCUGGAAACGACAAGUGGAAGAGAAUUUUCCUGUUGAGCAAACCAAGAAACAAUGACCACAGUUUCUCUCGUAAAUAGAGCUUGCAUUUGGGGGCUUACUUGCUGUGGUGCUGGUGUUCCCUAUAUUUUUUUAUGGAUCCUACCAUCUCAUUUUUGGAGUGUAUCCCCUAAAAUCAACCUCAAUCAAGCUCCAUGGUUUGUGUUUAGAUGUGUUGAUGCAUUGUGUUGUAAUUUUGGCUAACCAUUUUAAGUUGGGUUAUAACUAGAGGGGUGUAGUUUUUCUAGUCUGGCCUGUGAUUCUUUUGAAAAAUACCAAGUCCUAACAGCUAUGGUUCUGUGUUUUGUAAUUUGGCUCAGAACUAAGAUAUCGAAGGGUGUAAUAGAAAGUUUCAUGAACUGAUUAGAACAGUUGAAGAAAUAAAAAAGAGGCUUGGUUUUAUUUUGGUUUUUGAA
Messenger RNA from Momordica charantia (bitter melon), 2086 nucleotides. Its product is annotated as RNA polymerase II C-terminal domain phosphatase-like 4. Lineage: Eukaryota; Viridiplantae; Streptophyta; Magnoliopsida; Cucurbitales; Cucurbitaceae. The record is from RefSeq and is a predicted model, not a curated record. Gene Ontology annotation, molecular function: RNA polymerase II CTD heptapeptide repeat phosphatase activity. Gene Ontology annotation, cellular component: nucleus.